Messenger RNA from Cladocopium goreaui, 2799 nucleotides. NCBI's taxonomy places the organism in Eukaryota, Dinophyceae, Suessiales, Symbiodiniaceae. The record is from the annotation of a GenBank genome assembly.
AUGAUGCCGGAACUGAAGUCAGGAGAGACUGAAUUUUCCUCGUCGCCUCUUUGUGAAGCUGCUGAAUUGGUUGAUAGCCCCCGGGGGAAUGUUUAUAGGCCUAGGAGCUCCAGCCCUGCAGCAGCCCAAUCUCACUUUUGUCAGGCCUCGAAUGUACAGCCUAAGCUGAAUGAAGAAAUGCCGCAGUUCAGCCCUUCUGACUCACCCGUAAGUUUUUUAAGUUUUUUGGAACGUUUUGUUUCCAGUGCAGAAGCGGUGCAUGUAGGCCUGGGUAGAUUCUUCACGCUUUCACUGCAGCCGCACUCCCGCACCGUGCACGGAGCUCCAGCAUGCUCCGAUUUGUGGCCAUGUCCCUUACCAACCUGGGAGUGGACGGGCUCAACACGACUGUCGCCCCGAAGGCGCAAGCUUAGGAAACGUUUGAAGCUUCGUCACUCAUUGCUCCAGCUGGUUGUUGCCACCCUCAACUGGGAGACCCUUGGGCACCCCAUUAGUCCCCCACCGCAGGCAUGCACUGGGUUUGUCUUAACUGAAGAGCAGUGGGCGAUGAUUAAUAGGCUCGAACGGCUUGUUGACCACUUUGUACAGGCGGGUCCGAUCUCGUCACAAAGCUUGGGACGCAGUUGUGAAAAAUUCAGCAACUUGCCACGUACUUGUCAGGAACUGCCUGGUAACCAGGAACACUAUGGACCAUGCGUCCUUGCGUUGAGCGCCCUGGCAAUGGGCGACAGCUGGGCAGUUGAGAUAGCGCAACAAGCGCACUGCAACGUGCUGAGAUUCUUAGCCGGCAGCAUGCUGGACAGCGAGCGGGUGUGUUACCGCCACCCUUUUCCCUGCAGAUCUGAUUUCAUGGAAUGGCUUUCAAUUGACGAUCAUAUUGGCAUUCAGGUCGUAACCGAGAAUCAAUUUCGUAACCGGGUCCCCCUGCGUGAUACUGCUGUAUUUCUAGGAGCUGAAAGGGCUUACCAAACUGUUAAGCUUGUGCAACACCCCAAAAAGAAGCAGCGGGAAGUAUCUCAGGGUGUUUUUCUCGGGGCUGAAGUUGAUGGGAAAAUAGGGUUUGUUUCGGCACCACGCCACCGUAUUUCAGUUUUGAUGAUGUGCGCAGUCCUUGUCGCCAGACGAGGAACAGCCAGCCGCCGGCUUCUUGCGAGUUUGCUCGGCUGCUGGAUUCAUGUGCUGAUGUUUCGUAGAGCUGUUUUGGCGGUGGUCUCUCACGCCUUCACCGACGGCAUUGAGCGGCCUGACGGAGCAGGCAUAUGCCAGUCACCCGAAAGUGAGUCAGUAGUUCAAGAGUUGUGGCGUCACAGUGAACAGCGGGGUUACUAUACCCAGUUGCUUACUCCAGCUGCCAGUGUGUUAUCAUCCUUAGGUGAAUCGUUUGAGGAACCCAUCCCUUCCAUUCAGCCUUCCGACCGGGAUGUUGUCCUUAAGAUACCUUGUUCACUUUCGGAAGGCAUCCUGUUCGACUGCAUUGAGUUGUUCCGAAGCGAGGGCAACUGGUCAUUGGCUCACGAAGCCGCUGGUUUUCGCGUUCACGAUGGCUUUGAUGUGGAUGGUCGCAGUUUGCACACCCUGCUGGCCCUCAGGACCGCCUUCCUGAUGAACCUAGUGAUGCUGGCUGGUGGUUUCUUCAGCGUAGAACAGCCUGGCUCGUCUGGCACUUUCACUCAUGCUUCAGUUGCUGAUUUUGCGGCGCGAUGCGGCCCCUCUCCGGAUGAGGUUUACGGCCGCUGGCCAAAAGUUGGCGAACAUGUUUCUGCAUUCUCAGCCUCGUACCCGAAGCUGCUGUGCGCUCGAAUUGCAUCGGGAGCUAUUGCUGCUCGUCAUGAUUCCUCUCCGAUUUUGUCCUUUCGCAGAAUUGGCAUUCGUCCCGAUCUGCCUAGAAACCUUUCCAACCUUCCGGCAGCAGAUCCCAGACCUUUUCAUGAGGAUCCUGAAUGGAUCGAAGAACUUGCGGAUUCCUUGCCGUUUAAAGAGUUGCUGAGGUCCAGUAGCCGGGCUAUCUGCAGAGUUUUGCAAGGUUCCUUAGGUUAUGUUUUGGGCGGGUGCCUUUGCCCUGGGGGAUUUCACAUUGCAUCCGGUAAGAACAGAAGCGACGCACCGUCGCGUAACGCACCGUCGCGUAACCGUCCUGUGCCUGCACCAACCAAGAAAAUUCCAACCUGGCUUUCUGACCUCCGCUCCGGCGGUUUUGAUCGAUUUGACAGAAUCCUGGAGUCUGCAAAGUGCACGAAGCUGGCAGCCAGAUGGUUGCGUUUCCUUUUGCUUUUGGCUGGGGAUAUUGAGCGCAAUCCCGGACCUGGUUUUCAACCAAAGCCUCGGACCCCUCGAGGCCAGCUGUCCAUGGAUGUGGGUUUUGCUACGGCGACGUCCAAGCGCAUGCAGCUAUGCUUGGAUGAGUUUGCCAACUGGUUGUUUGCCGAAUUUGCACUGACCUUGCAAAGCAUUGGAUGGGAUUACACAGCUGGUCCGCUCGCCUUGCGAGCUUAUGGAUUGCACCUUUUUGCUGGAGGUUUUCCUCGGUUGACAGAAAGUGGCAGCAGUACGAACCGGGCCAUUGCAGGUGACACUUUGAAUGAGACCGCUGCAUUCUAUGUGCAUAUCAGGUGUUUGGCGCUCUUGCUCCUAAUGCAUCCUUAUUUGCUGGUGGCACGUCGGCUUCUCGACGGCGUUGGGAUCACGUCCUCGGCAGACUUGGAAUUUCAGUUUCUAUGCCUUCUCGCGGGGCCACCCCUGCCGUGUUGCGCGGAAGUGGUGCAACAGCGUUGUACCUUGAAAGUGAGGACCUUAGCUUGA